ACACGCACACACACACACACACACAUGAAGACAGCACCAAUGGAAAUGUGAGUGGUGUUUGGAGAGCUGCUGAUGUUGUUGUUGCAGUGCAGCCACACACACUGUCACACUGUCUGCUGGUUAAAGUGUUGCUGAGCAGGAAGUUACAGAGUAGACUUGAGAGAACGCUAACAGACAUGAGGGUCUCUCAUCAGCUUCUUCUUAUGGUGUUUGUCCUAGCUGGUUUAUGCUCAUUUGUUCACACGUAUGUCUUGCGUCCAAUCCCAGGAGCUCUACAAAACAUCAGUAAGAAUGACACAGGUGUACAGAAGGCAGUCCUGGUGGGAACAUACUCAUUUAACAAUAAAUCCAAUGAUGCUUUUCUGUUCAAAGCCUCGGCUGUUGAUGAUGCAAAGAGACAGAUAGUGAAAGGUAUCCGCUACGUUCUGACAGUAGAGAUCUCUCGAACCAUGUGCAGAAAGAUGGGGAAUAACAAAGACCUCUCCCACUGUCCCUUCCAAACCGACAGUGUGCUAAAGCAGACGUUUCUCUGUCACUUUGAGGUGUGGUCCAUUCCAUGGAUGAAGGCAAUGUCCACAACAUAUUUUAACUGUCAUUCUUCUGAUACUCUCAAAUGACCUUUGUUUCAUCGGGUCCAUUUGAAAUGUCAUGUCACGUUAACAUAACAUCUAACUGACUGUCAAAAGAAUAAAAAAGAGCACUGAAUAGUGUAGAACGGAAAAUGAUUUUAGGUUAGUGACUGGUUAUUGAUCUAGAGAGGCAAGUGACCUUCGGUUUCUAAAAUGCUAAGCUUGUGUUUAAUGCGAUGCUGUGUGCAAAUUAUUCAGUGGCUCUUAUGAAAGAUUUCUCUGACAUGCGGAGGCUUUGUGUUGCUACACUAGAUCAGUGGAUGGGUUUCCUUUCUCUCUGUAAGCCGUGCAGUACGCCAGCGCUCAUUAAAGACACUUCUGAUGGGUUUAUGUGAGCAGAUUUACUCAUGUGAUUUCUGGACUACUCACUUUACUACUCGCUGUGAAACGUGCAUGACAUGUGGCUGAGAUUCAUAAGUCCAUAUGGUCAUUAAAUGGGUACAAGCAUUCAAUGGCACAGUUGUGCUCAACCGGCUUUCCUGUGAGAUGCAGAGUUGACAUGAAUCCAAAUCAAUCCACCCAUAAUGGAAUUAUCACAGAGAAAAGAAACAAAAAUGAAAUCUAAUGAACUGCACAGGUCUAUAUGGAAAACUAUAAAAAUUAUAUAGGGUGAAUAAAGGAAGACCUUGGGUACCGCUAACCUGCAUGCAUUUUAAUGUGGAAGGGACAAUGAAAUAUGAGACUCUAAACAAUCCUGUUAGUUGUGUUAUUUGGGUCAAACCCAACCAUUGGGUUAUGCCUUUUUUGUUAAAACAACCCAACGGUUUGUACCUUUUUGACCCAACGCUAGAUUGAAAAUAACCCAGCAUUUUUAAAGAAUCUUUCACUUUUUUUGAAGUGGAAAUUAUAGCAGUUUACCACAUUUUGAUAUUAAACUAUAACUGCACCCCAUUGAACCCCAACCUUGUAGAGAAAAAAACAUAUUUGGAAGCAUUGAAGCCUAUUUGCUAUUUUACUGAUGCAUGAAUGUCGUGCAUGUUAUUUUUUAUGUCCAUAACACAACCAGAUCAUGUUUUGGGUCUUAUUUGUUCCACCAGUUGAGAACCACAGCAACAGGACAUUAUUGCUGCUAAUUUUUAUAUUGUAUAAAACGAUGAGACUUCCGAGUAAAGUUGUAAA
Messenger RNA from Triplophysa rosa, 1748 nucleotides. RefSeq names its product cystatin-F. Lineage: Eukaryota; Metazoa; Chordata; Actinopteri; Cypriniformes; Nemacheilidae. Gene Ontology annotation, molecular function: cysteine-type endopeptidase inhibitor activity. Gene Ontology annotation, biological process: immune response; negative regulation of microglial cell activation; positive regulation of myelination. The transcript has 4 exons. Bases 177 to 617 code for a protein of 146 amino acids. Gene Ontology annotation, cellular component: late endosome; Golgi apparatus; lysosome. The record is from RefSeq and is a predicted model, not a curated record.